GGGGUCCGUGCCAAAGCUUCAUCUCUCAUUCUGAGUCUCGACUCACUUUUGGCGUUUUUGGCCCCCCAUGUUCAAUCGAUCAAAGCUUUUUCUUGUGCUUUCAAAUUUCCGUUUCAUUUCAAUUAAAACCUUCCUUUUUUGAAUUAAAUGGAAAAGGCGAUGAUCGUUCUUUGAUUUCUAACAUUUUUAUUUUAAAUGAAUUAUGCUGAUUAUCAUCAAAUUGAGAGAAAGUGUAGUAGCAGAUGAAGAUUAUAGAUUAUCUAUUGGGCUAUUCGCCUCCCAUUUGGGCGACUUUUGUUGCUGGAGUUUUUUCAGUCAUAACAAUUUCCCUUUCGUUGUUUCUUAUUUUCGAGCACCUUUCAUCAUACAAGAAUCCUGAGGCAAGUUUUUGUGUUUUUCUUUUUUUCUAAUUGAAAUUUUCAUUUUUUUUCUUAUUUGGUUUUGCUUUUUUUUUUAAAAAAAAUUCUGUGUUCUUGGAUUGACAGGAGCAAAAGUUCUUGAUCGGAGUUGUUCUUAUGGUUCCUUGCUAUUCUGUAGAAUCGUUUGUAUCAUUGGUGCAUCCAUCAAUUAGUGUUGAUUGUUCGAUACUACGUGAUUGCUAUGAAUCAUUUGCGAUGUAUUGCUUUGGAAGAUACCUUGUUGCUUGCUUGGGUGGGGAAGAGAGGACAAUUGCUUUCAUGAGAAGACUGGGACGUGCAAGUUCUAAAACUCCACUAUUGGGACACAGUUGUGAAAAAGGAACUAUUAAGCACCCAUUUCCUAUGAAAUAUUUCCUAAAACCAUGGAAACUUGGUCGAUGGUUUUACCAAGUUGUCAAGUUCGGCAUUGUUCAAUAUAUGAUAAUCAAGAUAUUGACUGCUCUUUUAGCAGUAAUUCUUGAAGCUUUUGGUGUGUAUUGUGAAGGAGAAUUCAACUGGGAAUGUGGAUAUCCUUAUAUGGCAGUGGUUCUCAAUUUCAGUCAAACAUGGGCUUUUUAUUGUUUAGUUCAAUUUUAUACUGUUACAAAGGAUGAACUGGCACCCAUAAAACCAUUGGCCAAGUUUUUGACUUUUAAAUCAAUUGUAUUUUUGACUUGGUGGCAAGGUGUGGCGAUUGCCCUUUUUUAUGCUCUUGAUCUGUUUAGACAUCCAGUUACCGAAGGCUUGCAUCUGAAGUCAAGUGUCCAAGACUUCAUCAUUUGUAUAGAGAUGGGCAUUGCUUCUGUUGUUCACCUAUACGUUUUCCCUUCCAAACCAUAUGAGCUAAUGGGAGAUCCCAUUCCUGGAAGAGUUUCAGUCCUUGGAGACUAUGCAUGUGCUGAUUGCGCUCCGGAUCCUGAUGAGAUUAGGGAAAGUGAGCGACCCACAAAACUACGCUUACCGCAGCCUGACAUAGAGGCUCGAAGUGGAAUGACCAUAAAAGAAAGUGUGAAGGACGUAUUCAUUGGUGGUGGUGAAUAUAUCGUAAAUGAUGUAAAAUUUACUGUAAACCAAGCAGUUGAGCCAGUUGAGAAGGGGAUUACCAAGUUCAAUGAGAAGCUGCACAAGAUCAAAGACCGGAGAAAGACAAAGGAUGAUAGUUGCAUUGCCACUGCCGAACCGAGGGUAAUUCGUGGAAUAGACGAUCCCCUCUUAACUGGGAGCAUGAGUGAUAGUGCGGUAGCAAGGGGAAAGAAACAUUGUAAAAAAUCAGGAAGCACUACCAGUGCGGAAAGUGGAGACAGUAGCUGCUAUCUAAACUCUGGCGGAUAUCUUAUUAGGGGCCGUAGAUGGGUCACAAAGGAUUAAAAGCUUAUAUGAAUUAUUGUGGUUAUAUGAUGAACUACAAACACACCUUGUGAUGGCUUAAAAUAUAGUCAUCUCCUACUCUUAGUUUCUGGACUGCUAGCUUGCUUCCCAUGCCUAACAGCAUUCAUUAUUUUCUGCCUAAGGCGGUUGAAGAACUUUUUUUUUUCUUUCACUUUCCUGAAAUUUUAGAACCAUUGUUCUAUUUAUAGUCCGUCUAGGCAAGUGUUUUCAGGUCGAAUCAAGCUUGAGUAAUGUCUGGAAAUCAUUGCCCAGGGAAAAAAGAGAGUUAUAAACACAUUAACAGCUGUUUUGUAUUCUGGCUCUGAAUAUAUAUGUACGGUAUUUGAGAUCAUUUUCCA
Gossypium raimondii (Peruvian cotton) is the source of this 2125-nucleotide messenger RNA. Its product is annotated as protein LAZ1. The transcript has 7 exons. Gene Ontology annotation, biological process: transport. The record is from RefSeq and is a predicted model, not a curated record. Lineage: Eukaryota; Viridiplantae; Streptophyta; Magnoliopsida; Malvales; Malvaceae. Gene Ontology annotation, molecular function: transporter activity. Bases 516 to 1766 code for a protein of 416 amino acids.